Messenger RNA from Bipolaris oryzae ATCC 44560, 1464 nucleotides. RefSeq lists its product as uncharacterized. NCBI's taxonomy places the organism in Eukaryota, Fungi, Ascomycota, Dothideomycetes, Pleosporales, Pleosporaceae. Gene Ontology annotation, molecular function: 3-hydroxyisobutyryl-CoA hydrolase activity. Gene Ontology annotation, cellular component: mitochondrion. The coding region runs from base 1 to 1464 and encodes 487 amino acids. The transcript has 2 exons. Gene Ontology annotation, biological process: L-valine catabolic process. The record is from RefSeq and is a predicted model, not a curated record.
AUGUCUCUCCGUACACUGACAAGAGCGCCGCUGAGCUGCGUCUCGCGGACCCGUCCUACCUGCACCAUGCCAUUGCGUGCAAACAUCACAAAUCCCGCCUGGAUGAGCGGGUCAAGACUGUAUGCCACGCCAACGGCAGACCUCCUGAAGGCGGAAAAGGACGACGACCCCGACGAUGUCAUUUUCACCAACAACUACGGCGUGCGCAGCAUCGAACUCAACCGGCCUAAGAAGCUCAACUCGCUCAAUGGCUCCAUGGUGCGCAAAAUCGUCCCGAGGCUGCAAGAGUGGGAAAAGUCGGAACUGGCGGGCGUCGUUGUCAUCAAAGGCAGCGGUCGCGCAUUCUGUGCCGGCGGCGAUGUCGCGGCAUUGGCAGCCUGGAACCGGGAGGGACCAAAGGGACAACAGAGGAGCGCAGACUACUUCGGCCUGGAAUACAAGUUGGAUCACCUGAUUGCUACCUACACCAAGCCCUAUGUUGCCUUCAUGGAUGGCAUCACCAUGGGUGGGGGCGUCGGACUGUCGAUGCACGCGCCUUUCCGCAUCGCGACCGAAAACACCCUCUUCGCCAUGCCUGAGACCACCAUUGGUUUCUUCCCCGACGUCGGUGCCUCCUUCUUCCUGCCACGCCUGGAAGGCGCGCUCGGUACCUACCUAGCACUCACAUCGGAGCAGCUCAAGGGCGUGGAUACCUUCCACCACGGCGUCGCAACCCACUACAUCCACUCCUCCACUCUGCAGCAGCUCGAGGCACGUCUCGCCGAACUCCAGUUCCCCGAUUAUAUGAGGCUCAACGAGCGCUUCAGAAUCAUCAACGCUACCAUUGAGGAGUUCAGCACUGGCCUGCCUGCGGAGCGACCGCAUAUCUCUGGUGAACUGCGCAGGACAAUCGACAGUGUUUUCCAUGUUGACCAGCCGGGCAUCACAGACAUCAUGGCAUCUCUUGAGAGAGUCAAGAAAACGCAUGCAAACUCCGAAAUUCAGGCGUGGGCUGACAAGACCAUUCAAACCAUCAACAGCCGCUCUCCCAUCUCUGUUGCUGUAGCUCACAAGCAGAUGCAGAUUGGCCGUCAAUGGUCGAUCGCGCAAGCAUUCCAGAGAGAGUACUCCAUUGCUUCCAAAUUCAUGGCUCACCCCGAUUUCGUCGAAGGUGUGACGGCACGCCUUGUCGAGCGCAAGAAGGAGCGACCUAAUUGGAAGCCUAACACCCUUGAUGAGGUCAACAAGAGUCAGGUCGAUGCGUUCUUUCAAUUUGGCAGGGAGCCGCCACUUCCGCUUAUUAGUCAAGCAGACUACACGGAAUACCCACACGCAUGGAUCGGGCUACCACGAGAGGAUGAGAUUCUCAGGGAAGCAGCAGGCAAAAAGACCGAAGACGUUGUCGCCAAGUUGCUAGAAAAGUAUGAGGGCAAGCAAGGUGUCAGGGAGAAGAUUGCCGAGGUUCUUGACAGAUUUCAAAAGUAG